AUGGAGCUUUAUGAGACAUCCCCCUAUUUCUACCAGGAGCCCCACUUCUAUGAUGGGGAAAACUACCUGCCUGUCCACCUCCAGGGCUUCGAGCCCCCAGGCUAUGAGAGAACUGAGCUUAGCUUGAGUCCGGAAGCCCGAGGGCCCCUGGAAGAAAAGGGACUGGGGACCCCUGAGCACUGUCCAGGCCAGUGCCUGCCGUGGGCGUGUAAGGUGUGUAAGAGGAAGUCGGUGUCUGUGGACCGGCGGAGGGCAGCCACACUGAGAGAGAAGCGCAGGCUCAAGAAAGUGAACGAGGCCUUCGAGGCCCUGAAGAGGAGCACCCUGCUCAACCCCAACCAGCGACUGCCUAAGGUGGAAAUCCUGCGCAGUGCCAUCCAGUACAUUGAGCGCCUACAGGCCUUGCUCAGCUCCCUCAACCAGGAGGAGAGAGAUCUCCGCUACCGAGGCGGGGGCGGGCCCCAGCCCGUGGUGCCCAGUGAAUGCAACUCCCACAGCGCCUCCUGCAGUCCAGAGUGGGGCAGUGCACUGGAGUUCGGUCACAACCCUGGAGAUCACCUGCUUGCAGCUGACCCUCCAGAUGCCCACAGCCUGCACUCCCUCACCUCCAUCGUGGACAGCAUCACAGUGGAGGAUAUGUCUGUUGCCUUCUCAGAUGAAACUCUUCCCAACUGA
Molecule: messenger RNA, 675 nt
Organism: Cricetulus griseus (Chinese hamster)
Lineage: Eukaryota; Metazoa; Chordata; Mammalia; Rodentia; Cricetidae
Source: RefSeq, a predicted model, not a curated record